AUGAGCACAGAAAAUAUAUCUCCAUUAUCUUUAACUUCAAAAAUUCAUCAUCAACGUAAUAAAUUUAAAAAAAACAGUGAAAAUACAUCACCAACAAAUGCUAAUGAUUGGUCAAUUACAUUUUGUAUAAUUGGUUCUGCUUGUUCAAAUAAACGACUUUUAUCUUCACUUGAAGAUCGUUAUGUAUAUGAAUGUAUUAAUGAUGAACGACAAGUUAUUCGUACAUUAGCUGAAACAAAAAUUUUACUAUCACAACGACAAUUACGUAUUUUUAUUGUUGAUUCAUUUGAUGAUUGUAUAUUUCAAUAUUUAAAAGACAAUGAAGAUAUUUAUACAAUUAGUUCUGAACUUGUAUUAUCAUGUACAGAAAAAGAAAUUGAUAUUCCUGUACCAAGAAGAAAUCGACCUUUAUAUUGUCAACAUUUAUCUUCAGCUGUUAUAUGUUUUGUUGGGAUUCGAAGAGAUACACAUACAGAAUUUAGUGAUUUUGUUCAUUAUCUUGGUGGAUCUGUUCGAAAAGACUAUAGUGAUCAAGUAACACAUGUUAUAUCACAUGCAAAUAUUGGUGAAAAAUAUCUCACAGCAUUUAAUAUGGAAAGAAGUGAAAUUUUAACAGAAGAAUGGCUUUUACGUUGUUGGCAUGAACGAAAUAAUCGUCAAUUUAAUCCAUUUGAUUCUGAACUCAUUCGAAUAUAUCGUGCUAAACCAUUACAUAAUCUUAAUUUAUAUUUUUUCGGUUUUAAUAAUGAUGAUGAAUUACAACAUUUACAUACUUUAACUAAUGAACAUGGUGGAUUUAUAACAAAAGAAAUGAAUGAAGCAACACAUAUCGUUCUUUCGGAUAUAAACUUAUUUAUAUCGACAUAUCCAUUAUAUACACGUAAACAUCGACAAUAUAUUGUUCAUGUACAAUGGUUUUGGGAAUGUUUAUGUUUAAUGGGUAAAGCUGAUGAAUCAAUGUAUAUUGUUAAUUUAACUAGUAAUCAAACAACAACACCAGAUUCUUCGUUAUUAUUACUUUCACCAUCAAUACAUGGUGAUAGUCCAUUACAUGAUUCAUCAAUAAAUACAACUGUUAAACGAAAACGUCGAUAUAAACAUUCGCAUAUAAAUGAACAAAUUGAAAAUACACAAAAUUCAAAACGUUUUAAUAGUAGUACGAAUGAGAAUGAAAAUUUAUUAGAUGAUAAUAUUAUUAUAGAAAAACAACAAAAUAUUAAAAAAGAUAAUAAAUAUUUAAUUGGAAUGGAAUUAAGAGAAACUGAACGUAAUUAUGUUACUAUGUUAUCAAAUAUUAUUCGAAUUUUCAAAACAGAAAUGGAAAAAGAUGAUCGUCGAAAUGGUCCUAUACUUACAAAAGUUGAAAGUACACAAAUAUUUGGUAAUAUCGAAGAAAUCUAUCAUUUACAUUUAUCUAUUGCUGAACAACUUGAUCGAGCUAUAAAUGAAGACGAAUGUAUUGGUUCAAUAUUUUUAACUAAUUCUGCUGAACUUUUACGUGUUUAUCAACCAUAUACAAAAUUUUAUGAUAAAACAAUUGAAGCAAUUCAUACAUUAGAAAAAACGAAUCCUCGUUUUUAUGCUUAUCUUAAAAUUUGUGAACAUAAAACUGAAUUAGGUAAACAACAUUUAGCUGAUUUAAUGAUACGACCUAUACAACGUUUACCAAGUAUAUUAUUAUUAUUAGAACGUUUACUUAAAUAUACAUCUAUUACACAUAUUGAUUAUCAAUUAUUAAUUGAUUCAUUAGAUAAAUUACGUGAAAUAGCAAAAAAAUUAAAUGAAGAACGAGGAAAAACUGAAAAACAUUUAUCAAUGUUUAAUAUUGUUAAUAGUAUUGAUAAUUGUCCACCUGAAUUACUUGCUGCACAUCGUGAUUAUAUAGAAAAAUUUCAUGUUAUUGAACUUUCACAAGAAUUAACAACAACAAGAACACAUUUAACUCUUUUUCUUUUUUCUGAUUGUCUUGAAGUAACUAAAUUACGUGGUAAUAUGUGGAAAACUCCUGGUAUGAAAGGAUCAAAAACACAUAAACAUAUUGCACUUAUUCAAUUAAGUGAUAUUCGAAGUUUAUUUGAUAUUCAUCCAUCAUCAUUAACAAUUGAUGAAACUGAACAAUUCGGAAUACUUUGUUCAAUUGAUGGACAAACACGUCAAUUUAUUUUUCGUGUUAUUAAUGGAAAUACAAAUGCUAAUAAUAAUAGUUCAAAAUCUUAUUUUACUGAUUCAAUGUCAUCAUCAUCAUCAUCAAUUUCAACAUUAUCAAAUAGUACUCAUCAUGGAAAUAAUAAAACCGAUGUACUUUAUCAUUUAUCAAAAGUUAUUUCAGAUGAUCGAUGUUUACUUGAUAAAUCUUCACUUAUUCAAACAGUUAUUAAUUCGAAUAAUAAUCAUCAUAUAUAUUGUUCUCAAACAUCACUUGAAAAUUCAGAAAUUGAUUCAGGUUUACGUUCAACUAGUAGUUUAAAUUUAUUAGGUUUAGCACUUAAACGUGGUCUUCAUAAAGCAAAUAAACGUUUAAGUCGAGCUUUUUCAUUUAGUCCAGAACCCAAUAAACAUUUAUCGAAAAAAAAUAAUAGUCCAAUGCAUUUAUUACAAGAUGAAUGGUCAAAUACUUUUGAUUCAAAUAAACGAAUGAGCACAUCAUCAAGACAAAUAAUGGCAACGUCGGACCAUACAGAAGAUAUUAAUUUACAAAAUUUAAAAGUCGAAGAAUCGACUACUCCAAAACCGGAAGCAAGCGGUGGUGCAGCAGCUACAGACAAAGAGGCUAAACCAAAAAAAGAAAAAUCAAAGCAAGAAAAGCCUAAACAAGAAAAACCUAAACAAGAAAAACCAAAGCAAGAAAAACCUAAACAGGAAAAACCUCAAGCUACUGCAGAAGCACCUAUAGAAGAACUUGAUUUUAAUCGAUCACAAGAAGAAGUUGUACAAGCUUUGGAUCAAUGGUCAAAGAAACCAACGACAUUAAAUAAACCAAAACCUGAUGAAAAGAUUGAUGUUAGUCAAUUAGAAACACAAUUAGAUCAAUUGUUUGUUGCUCAAAUUACUUAUGAACUAAAUGCUUAUUUAGAAGCUAUGGAAAAGACGAGACUUCGUGAUGGUCUCAAAUGUGUUUUGCGUAUGUCUCGUUAUGGUAAUCAAUAUUUACAAAUGAAACAACCAUGGGCGAAAUGUAAAGGUUCUGAUGCUGAUAGACGAGAUGCUGAAAUAAGUAUAGCUCUUGCAUUAAAUCUUGUUUAUUUACUUUCAUUGGUAUUACAACCAUUUAUGCCAACAACAUCGGAUGAAAUUCGUCAACAACUUAAUAUUAAGGAAAGUGUUUAUGCAUUAGAGAAUGCUUUUCGUUGUUAUUUACCAAGUGGUCAUACUAUUGGACAAGCUCGACCAUUAUUUAAACGUGUGGAAAAAGCUUUGACAGAUGAAUAUCGUUUACGUUUUGCCGGUCACAAUAAAUAA
Messenger RNA from Rotaria sp. Silwood1, 3459 nucleotides. The record is from the annotation of a GenBank genome assembly. NCBI's taxonomy places the organism in Eukaryota, Metazoa, Rotifera, Eurotatoria, Philodinida, Philodinidae.